This is a messenger RNA of Nymphaea colorata (pocket water lily), 2563 nucleotides long. Its product is annotated as chaperone protein dnaJ 1, mitochondrial. Gene Ontology annotation, molecular function: heat shock protein binding; ATP binding. The coding region runs from base 227 to 1678 and encodes 483 amino acids. Gene Ontology annotation, cellular component: cytoplasm. The transcript has 20 exons. Gene Ontology annotation, biological process: protein refolding; response to heat. Lineage: Eukaryota; Viridiplantae; Streptophyta; Magnoliopsida; Nymphaeales; Nymphaeaceae. The record is from RefSeq and is a predicted model, not a curated record.
UCCCUUAAUUGCCGGUUAGUUUAUUGCCCAAGACUCGGAUUUGAAUUUCCGGAAACCGAAGCCCGCCGAUCCGUUUUGCAACCUUGAGCUCCAAGCCACCGGGGAGCGCAUAGCGUGUCUGCGAAAUUCAACCCAUUCGCAAAGAAGAAGAAGCAGAUAUGAAAUCUGGAUUUUUGUUCAACUAGGGUGUCUUCGAUCCAGCGAGAGGAGAGAGGGUCCUUCCCGAAUGGGUCGAUUUGGAUUGUUCAGAUUCCCGCCCAAAUCACUUCUUCAAUUGAAUAAGAUUAUUCAUCAGCUGCCGUCUUUCGGGGCGAAGAAUUUCGAUGCUGCUGGUUGCGGGUGGUGGGAUCGUUGUCCGAGCGUGCUGCGGUCGUCGUAUUAUACGGCCGGUAUGUGGAGUUAUACGACCAUGUUGGUCUGGAAAUCGUCCUGUGACAUUGAUGCACUUCGCUCUUCGGGGUUGUUCAAUCAAACGAUUGAUAGUUGUGUACGCCCUCAGAAGGUUCCAUAUUCGGAUGUUCUGGUGAUAAAACGAACUAUUCAUGGCACAGGCAUCCGUUUAAUGGCAGAGAAAAAUUUAUAUGAAAUCCUGGGUGUGUCUACUGAUGCAAAAAGGGAAGAAAUAAAAAAGGCUUACCAUGAUCUUGCCAAGAAGUACCAUCCAGAUAUCAGUAAAAACAAUGCAGCUUCAAAAAGAAAGUUUCAAGAAAUACGAGAUGCAUACGAGAUACUGAGCAAUGCAGAAAAGAGAAGACACUACGACACGGAAUUUAUCCAAAAUCAGCAGAAGGAAAAGAAUUUUCAAGGAGAUGAGAAUUUUGAAGGAGCUGGAUUUCGAUAUGGGUUUCAAUCACAUUUUUCUGAUGAUUUUCAGAGAAUCUUCGCUGAGAUAUUUGAAAGUGAUAUAGAAAGUGUGGCUGCUGAUAUACAGGUAGACCUGCCACUCUCAUUUGCUGAGGCUGCCAAAGGUUGCACCAAGCACAUAUCAUUUGGUGCCAAGGUCCCUUGUGACACUUGUAGAGGAAGUGGUCAUCCUGUUGGUUCCAAGCGAAGGGUGUGUCCAACUUGUAGAGGCAUUGGGAAGGUUACUAUCCCCCCAUUCAAAUCAACUUGCAGUACAUGUAAGGGAUUGGGGCACAUAAUAAAGGAAUCUUGUGCUGCAUGUGAUGGCACUGGCACUGUGGAAGGGGUGAAGGAUGUUGAGGUUGCCAUUCCUGCAGGUAUUGAUUCUGGAGAUACUAUACGUGUUCCAAGAGCUGGUAACAGUGGCAGGCGUGGCAUUCCUUCUGGAAAUUUGAUCAUUAAAAUCAAGGUUGCUAAGGAUCCUGUUUUCAUUCGAGAUGGUUCUGAUAUAUAUGUGGAUGCUCAAAUCAGCUUUACACAGGCCAUACUUGGUGGAAAGGUAGAAGUACCUACAUUGAAUGGGACCCACCAAAUAAAAAUACCAAAAGGAGUUCAGGCUGGGCAAGUCCUGGUUCUAAGGGGCCAAGGACUCCAAAAGCACGUUGGUUUUGUAGACCAUGGUGAUCAAUUAGUGAGAUUUCAGAUAAAGUUGCCCACGAGAUUAACUGAUCGUCAACGUGCCAUAAUGGAAGAAUUUGCUAAGGAGGAAAUACUUCAAGAGAGCAGCAUAUUUCUAAGUGGAAACUGGCUUGAUCAGAAGCUGUCUACUGGUUGAACUUACAGGUGGCAGAUGAUAGUGGAUUAUGUGACAGAAAACAAACUGCUACUUCAAGCUGCCUUUGCUUUGUUAAUUCUCUUCAUGCUGGUUACAUGAGGUGUUACGUAUGCAGUGCAAUCAGCAGCUGAACUUUGAACUACCAUUUUUCAUGGUAAUUCAUGUGAAUUUCUAGCACCGUGUGGCAGCACUGCUAAGAAUCACAUCAUUCGGUGGUGAAUCUUCCUUUAUGGACUGAAAGGUUGCCGGAAGGAUUCUCCUUUUGAACAUUUCGUAUGCUGAACUAGUUAACUACAGAGAGUUUAUCUGUAAACUAGGAAUUCUUGCAGCCCAGGUCCGCCUCAUGGCAGUUCAUCCAAUUGCAAGAACCAUGCUUUCUUCUCAUGUACAGAAAUUAUCUCGGCACUGAUCCACAGAAACGACUGGAGUUGAACAAGUCAACAGGUGUUUGUUCACUCCAUCACCCUUGUUCAUCAUGACCAGUUCCACUGAUUGCGUCCCAUGCAAAAUAAGAAAGGCUAUUUGACUCCACAAGGAGAACCGUUCUGAAGAUUUAUUUCAUGCUUCCACAGAGGAUGAUGGUACAAGAUCACUUUGCUGGCCAAGCAUCUCUUAUGCCUAAGGAGUUGGUGUUGACUUGUUUUAACUUUUGACUACAUAAUACGCAUUUGCCAAGCUAACUACUUGAUCCACUUUGUGGUGGAUGUACACAAAAAAUACUGUAAUUUUUCUUUCUAAGACAGUAUUGAGAUCUUGUAAGCAUCUGCAUAUCAUUGUGUCCUGGUUUGUGGAUGUGAACACUCUUCACUAUGUGGACGGUUCUCCUGUUGAAUUUUUUGCGGACUCAAGAUGGUGAUAAAUUUAAGAUUUCUUUCCAUCGGUUCA